This is a messenger RNA of Sclerotinia sclerotiorum 1980 UF-70, 717 nucleotides long. RefSeq lists its product as hypothetical. Gene Ontology annotation, cellular component: EMC complex. Bases 1 to 717 code for a protein of 238 amino acids. The transcript has 2 exons. The record is from RefSeq and is a predicted model, not a curated record. NCBI's taxonomy places the organism in Eukaryota, Fungi, Ascomycota, Leotiomycetes, Helotiales, Sclerotiniaceae.
AUGCGUCUUCCAACCAUCAGCGUUAUUUCGCUCUUCUCCCUCCUCCCCUCCAUCCUCGCGACCCACCUUGUCUUCACAAUCCCAACAGCACCCCAACUGAACCCCUCUACUCUCCCACCCUCCACUCACGCAAUCCUCAGCACCAUCUCCCACACACAUACCGCGCCUCUCACAACAUCCAACUCCUUCUCCUUCCGCAACCUAACAAGCGGUUCAUAUCUCCUCACAAUUUCUUCUCCAGCCCACGGUUUCAUCCCUCUUCGAAUUGAUAUCCAUCCUGCGUCCUCAGAGCCAAAUCACAUUCCCAUCGAAGCUUUUACCACUUUUCGCGCAAACGAAUGGAGUAAUAAGGGAGAAAUUAUCCCUGUUUCUAAACUUGGAAAUGAUAAAUAUACUGCGGAAGUGAAGGCGCAUGUUGAGAAGAUUUAUUACUUGGAGCGAGUGGGAUUCUCGCCUUUGAGUUUAUUGAAAAAUCCUAUGAUUUUGAUUGCUGGGUUUAGUAUGCUUAUUGUGUUUGGAAUGCCUUAUCUUAUGGAUAAUAUGGAUCCAGAACUCAAAGCUGAAUUUGAGGAGCGCCAGAAGAGUGGUGGACUUACAGGUGGUGCUAAUGGCGCAAACCCAUUGCAAAAUUUUGAUGCGGCGGCUUGGUUGGCUGGAUCUGGGGGAAAGAAGAACGAGGGAAGUGCUCCAAGUGGUGGAAGAGAAGUUAUUAGAUGA